Messenger RNA from Cucurbitaria berberidis CBS 394.84, 447 nucleotides. RefSeq lists its product as uncharacterized. Bases 1 to 447 code for a protein of 148 amino acids. Lineage: Eukaryota; Fungi; Ascomycota; Dothideomycetes; Pleosporales; Cucurbitariaceae. The record is from RefSeq and is a predicted model, not a curated record. The transcript is spliced from 2 exons.
AUGGCGAAUAAUACUAGAUACUACUUUUCGCUACCCACCGAAGCACCUGAACGAUCCAGAUCAGCCAGCCGUCGCCCACCUCUGACACCAUCAACUGUCUCUUCGCCAUGUCUCACGACCCUUGUGCCUGUCGCCUCACGACGGGAUUCAGGAUCUUCUGGAAGUCCAACUAAAGCGUCAACCUUAUUGGCCAAGGUAGUCUCGUCACCCACCACGCCUCGAGGCGAGACACCAGUUGGAAGUCCAAUGCCAUCUCCAGAGUCCAGAAUGCACUCGAGCCCGACUUAUUCUUCUGAAAGGCCUCAGAUAUGGAGGAGCGAAAGUGAACGUUAUGUGAGGCAGUACAAGCAGCAAGAUGGAUACAUCAGCUUCCCAGAUUUUGAGAAGUUCUGCCAGAGCCGUAACUCGUAUGACCAGCAGCGUGAACACACUGUUGUCAAAACUUGA